AUGCCACCUCGCGGAGCGGAGGCGCUCUCAGCCUCGGCCCGGCGCUCUUCGACCGCCGCUCUCUCGACAAGACCGUACGACGCGGUCGUGGUUGGCGCCGGCAUCGUGGGCGUGACGACGGCGCACGCGCUCUGUGCGGCCGGCCUCCGCGUCUGCGUGAUCGACCGCCACUCGCACGUGGCCGCCGAGACGUCAUGGGUCUCCUCGGGCCAGCUGGAGCCGGUGCGGGUGGACCACAUGCGGGCGUACUCCGACCCGGCAGCACUCGGCGUGCGCGGCCUCUUCCGCAUCGCCACCGGCUUCCCGCGCUGGACGAUCAACUACCUGCUCUACGCGCUCCGCUGCCGCCUCGUCGACGGCGCAGCCGACCAGAUGACAGAGGACAUCAGGGCGAUGGGGCGCGCGUCGAUCGCGGCGGCACACGAGUUCGAGAGGGCGAUGCCGGGCCGCUCAGGCUUCCGCUUCGGCCGCUCGACCAUCACGAGCGAGUGCUCCUUCCCGCUCGACCCCACCGACCCCGCGAUGCUCGCGCGCACGCGGAGCGGCUCCGCCGAGCCCGCCGUCACCUUCCGGGCACACGAGGUUGCGACCGGAUCCCCGUCCGACCUGUGCGAGGCGCUCGAGGCGGACCACCGCGCCGAGGGCGAGAUCGAGGCGGAGGCGGCCGUCUUUUGCACCGGCAUCGCCUCGGACCGCUUCUUCCCCUGCCUGCCAAUGUGGGGCCUGAUCCGAGAGUACUGCUUCGACAAGAGUGGCUCGCGCGGUCUCUUCGGCUCGGAGGACAUCCUCGUCAGCACGCUGCCGGCGCCCAAGCCGGGCCAGCAGAGCUACGUCGUCGUGCUUGAGCACAGGGCGAGGCGGGUGCUGCGGCUGGGCGGCGGCGCGGAGGUAUCGGCGACGCCGCCGCCGCUGGAGGCGUUCAGCGCCAUCCUCGACCGAGUGGGCGGGCUCGGCCAGCCGCUGCGCGACUGGAUCGGCUGCAGGGCGGUGUCGCCGGACGGCUGUCCGGUGGUUGGGCGGCUGCCUGGCUCGAGCCACAGCUAUAUCAACUCCGGCCAGUCCUUCUGGGGCUACACCCUCUCCUUCGCCAGCGCGCGCUUGCUCGCGGACCACAUCGCAUAUGGAGCGCCCAUCCCCCGCACCUUUGACCCCUCCCGCUUUGUGCUGGCGAGGAGCGGAGCGGGCUCUGGAGCGAGCGAGCGCUCAACUUAG
Emiliania huxleyi CCMP1516 is the source of this 1212-nucleotide messenger RNA. RefSeq lists its product as hypothetical. Lineage: Eukaryota; Haptophyta; Isochrysidales; Noelaerhabdaceae. Gene Ontology annotation, molecular function: oxidoreductase activity. The coding region runs from base 1 to 1212 and encodes 403 amino acids. The transcript has 4 exons. Gene Ontology annotation, cellular component: cytoplasm. The record is from RefSeq and is a predicted model, not a curated record.